CCUUGACUGCUCCAUCACCUGCUUUACGCUGCUGCGGAGCGACCGCUUCAGACGUUUCACAGCUUCACGAGUGAAAAUGGCAGUGUUCCUCCUAGCCUGCUGCUCGCUUUCAUUCCCAAACGUGCGCAACAGUGCGCGCAACACCCUGGUCUAGCUUUACGCGCACAAUCCACGACCCCGUUAGAGCUUCUGACGCGAGUUACAUCCCUUUACUACCCACGUGUGCGCGCUUCGCCAGUGACUUUCAGAAAGCGCUACAGGUUUGAGUAAAAUGUGUUUCUCAGCGCCCUCUCCCAUCAGCCCGCCGAACCUCUGCUAUUAUUACCAAGUCAGUGGUUGGAAAGUGCGCAGCCAUCCCGUGGGAGGUUUUGUUCCUCACCCUAGCAUCUGCAGAGACGGGUCGGAGGUGAGCUGUGGUUUUUCAGUCAGUGCCAAACGGAAGCUGUGAGGAGAAGGACACGCGCUGUGAUGGCUCAUGGAUUUCCUGCAUGGACGAACAUUUACGCACAGUCGAAGUUUCUUUAGAUUGAGAAUUUGGAGUUUACUGCAUUAAUGGUGCUCUUUUGAUCAAUCUGGAGACGAUGAAGUAUAUUCUUGAAUAAGUUGUGAAUUGUUCAAAUUUUUUCACUGAUAAGAAAUCCACGAAGAGGAAAAUGGAUAUCUUUCUUUUUUCAUUUUAUUUAAUGUUUAUUAAAGAGGCUUAUUCAUUCAGCUACAACACUGCCAGCAAACUCCAACCUCAUAUGCCCAAUGUGUGCACCGAGAGGGAAGUGACACUGGUUGCUCAGAGGCAGCCGUGUGUGCAGGCCUUCACACGCAUGGUUAAAGUGUGGAAGCAAGGCUGCGCGGGGCAGCUGUGGUGCAUGGGAUAUGAGCGGAGGACAGCCUAUUACACGGCAUACAGGCAGGUUUACAAACAGGACUAUCAAACGGUACACAAGUGUUGUCCUGGGUGGUCUCAGCUCAAUGGAGACGCAGGUUGUCUCUAUCCGAUGUGUAGCUAUGGAGUGUGCUUCAACGGGGGCCAGUGUCGGGAAGGAUCUAACCAGCUUUGUGAAUGUCCUGCAGGAUUCAAUGGGCCUAGCUGCCAGUAUGACGUGAAUGAAUGCGAGGAAACCAACGGAGGCUGCGAGGCCGUCUGCUGUAACACCAUCGGGAGCUUUUACUGCCGAUGUCCUUCUGGUCAGAAGCUGAACGAAGAUGGCAAAACAUGUGAAGAUAUAGAUGAAUGCCAGGUCCAUAACGGAGGCUGCCAGCACAGAUGUGUUAACACCAGGGGCUCGUACUACUGUGAAUGCCACCCCGGCUCCAGGCUUCAUGUGGACGGCCGCACCUGCCUCACCGUGCAUUCGUGCACCGUCCGCAACGGAGGAUGUGAACACUACUGUCUGCAGCAGUCGGCCUCUUAUUUCCGCUGCCGCUGCAAGCCAAAUUACGUUCUGGCAGAGGAUGGCAAGCACUGUAAAUUGCAGAACCCCUGCGCAGCUGAGAACGGCGGCUGCAUGCAUGAGUGUCGAGUCGAUGGAGGAAAGCCUUUCUGUGACUGUAAACCUGGCUAUCUGCUGGCUGAAGAUGGGAAAACCUGCCAAGAUAUUGACGAGUGUAAGACGGAGGAGACCAGCUGCGCUCAUGGCUGCCGCAACACUCUGGGCUCCUACGCUUGUGUUUGCAACGCUGCCUAUGAACUGGGAUCGGAUGGGAGACAGUGUUACAGGAUUGAGAUGGAGAUCGUGAACAGCUGUGAGAACGACAACGGCGGAUGCUCUCAUCAGUGUCAGCAUUCGACCGGCGGACCCGUGUGCACCUGCAACCACGGUUACCGGCUCCACGACGACCUGAAAACCUGCGUUGAUGUCGACGAGUGUGGAGAGCAGAGCUCCUGUUGUGAGCAGGACUGCACCAACUACCCCGGCGGCUACGAAUGCUACUGCUCAGCAGGACACAGACUCAGUGGGGAUGGAUGUAGCUGUGACGAUGUAGAUGAGUGUGCGGCGGCCGCUAACGGCGGCUGUGAUCACACAUGCCAGAACACUGCCGGCUCCUUCCAGUGCUUCUGUCGACGGGGUUUCCGACUGAACGAGGACAGGCGCUCCUGCAUCCCUCUUGAGGGUGCAAUUGAAGCCCUCUCCAGUGGGGGCGCCAUUGAGCUUCCCCUCAUUCGCCCCCAGCUCACCUUACUCCGGGAUUACGACCCUCCCCUGGAGCGCUACGAUGACUACGAGGAUGACGACGGGGAGCUGAGGGCUGAAAGCAGCCUGGCUGAGAAAUUCGUGUGUCUGGAUGACACCUUCGGCAGCGACUGCAGUCUGAGCUGUGACGACUGCACUAAUGGGGGGACAUGCAAUGUGUGGGGAAACGGCUGUGAUUGCCCAGACGGAUGGACGGGAAUCAUCUGCAAUCAGACCUGUCCUCUGGGGUAUUUUGGAAAGAACUGCUCCCUGGCCUGUAAGUGUAAAAACGGUGCCAGCUGUGAUCCGGUCAGCGGAAGAUGCCGCUGCCCUCCUGGUGUGACCGGAGACCUGUGUCAGGACGGCUGUCCUAAAGGUUUCUAUGGGAAGCUGUGCAACAAGAAGUGCAACUGUGCCAACAAUGGCCGCUGCCACCGGACCUACGGAGCCUGUCUGUGUGAUCCAGGACUCUAUGGCCGCUUCUGUCACCUCCCGUGUCCGAAGUGGACUUUCGGAGCUGGCUGCUCUCAGGAGUGUCGGUGUGAGCAGAAAAACACGAAGGAAUGCCACCGCUACCACGGCACCUGCGUCUGCAAAGCGGGUUACCAGGGCAGCAGCUGCAAGGAGGAAUGUAAACCCGGUACUUUUGGACAUGGCUGUGAGCAGAAGUGCUCCUGUCCGUCUGGGGCGUCCUGCGAUCCCGUGACUGGAGACUGCCGACGAAAAUGCCCCGCUGGCCGUCACGGGCACAAAUGUGAGCAAGCGUGCCCAGAGGGACUGUUCGGACCCGGCUGCGUCCAGACAUGCAACUGCACAGGUGCACCGUGCGACAGAGAGACGGGACGAUGCCGCUGUCCGGCUGGGACGUACGGACAGCGGUGUGAUAACCCGUGUCCGGAGGGGUCGUGGGGUCCCGGCUGCGAGGAGACCUGCCCCGCUUGUGAGAACGGGGGCGUUUGUGACAAACACAACGGGUCCUGUAGCUGCCCGCCUGGACGCGUUGGAAGACUGUGCCAAAACUCAUGCCUGAGCGGACGUUUUGGUCCGGGAUGCCAGAGGAGAUGUGCCUGCGAGAACAACGCACGCUGUGACCCGGUGACUGGACGUUGUACCUGCGCUCCUGGAUGGACGGGACCCAGCUGCAGAAAAGCGUGCGCCGCAGGGCGGUGGGGAGCCGACUGCACAGAAAGCUGCGACUGCGGAAACGGAGACGGCAGCUGCGACGCCGUGACGGGCCGGUGCAGCUGUGCAGCAGGUUUCACCGGACCAGGCUGUCAUCAGAAGUGCCCUGCAGGUAUGUUUGGUCUGGCUUGUGGCCGUCGCUGUCAGUGUGAGAACGAGGCGCUGUGUGACCAUGUGAGUGGGGCGUGCACCUGCCAGGUGGGAUGGACGGGCACCUUCUGUGAAAAGCCGUGUCCUCAGGGUUUCUACGGCCUGGACUGCCAGGAGAAAUGUUCCUGUCAGAACGGUGGCAGCUGCGAUCACGUCAGCGGCGUUUGCUCCUGCCCCACAGGCUGGAUCGGCCCCUUCUGCAACUUCACGUGCCCGGCUGGUUUCUAUGGACCGGGAUGUAACCGGACCUGCGGCUGUCGUAACGGCGGCAUCUGCCACCCGGCCGGUGGGCAGUGUGCGUGCACGGCCGGCUGGACCGGACCCAACUGCACAGAAGAAUGCCCGGCUGGCUUUUAUGGAGCAGACUGUCAGCAGCUCUGCUUGUGCCAGAAUGGAGCCACCUGCAACAGAACGGACGGGAAGUGCGCCUGUCCUGCUGGAUGGACGGGUACGGCCUGUGAACUGGAGUGCGCGGCGGGCCGUUUCGGGGCAGACUGCCAGCGGCGGUGUGAAUGUGAGAAUGGCGGCCUGUGCGACCGGCAGACGGGACGGUGCGGCUGCAGCUCCGGCUGGGUGGGGGAGCGCUGUGAGAAAGCGUGUGAAGCGGGCCUGUACGGGGUCGGCUGCACCGAGCGCUGUCGGUGUGCGCACGGGGCGUCCUGUCAUCACGUGACCGGGGAGUGCCGGUGUCCUCCGGGCUGGAGGGGAAAGCUCUGCGACAAAGCCUGUUUGCCUGGUACGUUCGGGGAGGGCUGCACGCAGCGCUGCAGCUGUGCCCAGGGAACCUCCUGCCACCACGUCUCCGGAGAGUGCGGCUGUCCUCCCGGAUUUACCGGCAACGGCUGCGAACAGACUUGUAUUCCAGGAUUGUUCGGCCCCAACUGUAACCAGGUCUGCCAGUGUUCAGAGACGAACCAGCUCUGCCACCCGGUGUCUGGAUCGUGCUACUGCGCCCCGGGUUUUCACGGCGCCAAAUGUGACCAAACCUGCGAAGAGGGUCGCUACGGCCCCGGCUGUCAGAGAGAGUGUCGCUGUGAAAACGGAGGACGGUGUCUUCCUUCAACCGGAGCGUGUCGAUGUCCGGCUGGCUUCAUAGGCCCCCGCUGCAACAUCACGUGUCCGGUCGGGCGUUACGGCGCUGACUGCAACCAGGUGACGGCGUGUGGAGCCGGAGCCCAGAACGACCCCGUCACAGGGAGAUGUGUGUGCCCCCCGGGACGCAGAGGACAGGACUGUAGCCAGAGCUGCCCUCUCGGCUGGUUCGGGGCAGACUGCGCCCGACGCUGCAACUGCAGUAAUGGAGGAUUGUGCGACUCGGUGACCGGCGACUGCACCUGUGGUCUGGGCUGGACCGGGGAACGCUGCAGCAUCGAGUGUCCCGUGGGCCGGUUCGGUGCCAACUGUCAGCUGAAAUGUAGCUGUCAAAAUAACGGCUCUUGUGACAAAGCGACGGGAACGUGUCAGUGCGGAUCGGGCUACUACGGACAUCUGUGCGAACACGUCUGUCCUCCUGGUUUCCACGGUCCGCGGUGUCGGCUGCAGUGUGACUGCGUGAACGGCGCCGCCUGUCACCCCGUGUUGGGCCACUGCAUCUGUCCUCCAGGAUAUCAGGGGGCCCGCUGCCACAGAGUGUGUGAGCGGGGGAGGUUCGGUCAAGGCUGCGCCAAGGUGUGCGACUGCGAAGGCGACGCGUCAUGUGAUCCUGUGACUGGAAGAUGCAUCUGCCCCUCCGGAAAGACAGGGUCCAGAUGCGACAUCGACUGCAGAGGCGAUCGUUACGGGCCAGACUGCGCAGAGGCCUGCGAGUGUGGGAACGGGGCGCAGUGCGACCGGCGCAGCGGCCGCUGUCUCUGCCCUCACAGCUGGAUGGGACUCUCCUGUCAGGAAGGUGGACCCCCACUCUACAGCUCUGGAAGCAGCAGAGGGGACUCGCAGCAUAACUCAUUAUAACAGCUCCAUGGAGCUGCAAACCUAAAACUGGGACAGGCGAACAAUGAAAUGAAAAAGCCUGACAGGAAGCGGCAGCAGCUAGAGAGACUCUCUCUGAAGGGAACCGCAGCUGAAAACAAGGUUGCAACCUGGAUCUGUGGGACAACCGUGACAAUAUUUCCACAAGCAGAGUGCAGCGUCAGGACAUUGUCGCCUUUGUUGGACUUCCAGCGAUGUCUUUAACAGAACUUUUUGCAGGUACUGUAUAUGAACCCUCCCUGCGGUCGAUGUUGAUGCCAUUAUUAGUGAAUGUGAGGGAGCAGUUUUCCAAUAUUUAAACCAAAGUAUUUAUACAUAUCAGACUGUUUCCACAUCGCAUCACUUUCCAGCUGCAAACUUCUACGUGUUUAAUGGUGAUUUACGCUACAGAUCAACGCAAAGUUGUGAAUAAUUGUGACAUGUAGUAGUCAUGGUUUGAAAAGCCAUUACCCCCCCCCCCGAGUCAAAACUUUGUAAAGACGGACAUUGUUCCCCAUUCAGAUUUUAUGAAGAUAAUUUUCAGUGUGGAUACAUUUUCUAAAUUGGAUUUAUAGGUCUGGACUUUGACUAGGCCAUUCUAACACAUGAGGGUGCAUUGAUUUAAACCAAUACAUGAUGAGAGUGGUGGUUCUGCUUUAGGAUAAACCAUCAUGUCUCACGGUGUGUUUAGUAAAAUACGGCAUUAAUUUAAGCUGCACAUUUUGCAUGUAGGUCAAAAAGUUACAAUCUAGUGUCAUGGUCCUGACCACAGAGUCUUUCACCUGAGCUUUGGAUCUCUGCAGCUCAUCCAGUUAUCAUCGAGAUGAGUGUAGUAUUGAUUCUUUGCUGUCAAACAGAUGCUAAAUUAAAUUUCUAAUGUGAAAACAGCACAUACAUCACAUUUAAUUGUAGGUAAUUAAUAUGCAAAUUAGCAAUAACUGAAGACAACUCAGACCACUAGAUGGCAGCGAGGUGCUUCAGAAAAUUUACUUUGUUUAUGUGGAAUAUGCAACGACCUGCGUCAGUGGGAUACAUAUGGAUUUGGACCAUUUUAUCAUCAGAAGCAAUUAGAAAAAUGUCUCCCUGACUGGUUUCCUCAUCCUAUGUGAUGCAUUUUGUUCUCUAAUGAACCUCUAAAGGCCUUCACAGCAGUGCUGUAUUUGUACUUUUACUAAAUAAGUCACAGGUGGGCUCAACUCCUACAGGCAACAUGUUGCACAGGAUUUUAUUUAGGAUCAUCAGAGUAAAAUGGGGCUGAAUACAAAUUAAUGCCAAACUUUCCUGAUUUUUAUUUAUCAAAUACGUUGCUUUGCACAAAGUACUUCAUGUUGGUCAAUCGCUUAAAAAAAUGCUGAAGUUUGUGGUUGUAAUGUGGAAAAGUUAAUGGGGUAUGAAUACUUUUGCCUCAAACAGUGCGAUAUUCCAGCUACUAAAUGAAGCAGCAUUCAUGUGCACCUUCUACAAACUUUAACCAUGAUCUGAAAAGGUUUUGUGUAUAAAUGGUUUCCUAUUUAUAUUUUAUAUGGUUGUUGUUGUUUUUUUUACAGCUUAACAGUGAACAUGGUGGGAAAUAAAGACAGAUGCACUCAGGGUCGGUUUACCAUUCUUAUCUUUUAUCAUUACUUCAUUUUUUUUUUUCAUUUAAAGAUUGAAGCUGUACAACCUAAGGUUCAAAUUCAAGCACAGUGCAGAUAGCAACGGCUGCGAAAAAGAAAAACUCGAAAUAAAAAAAGAGAAAAAGGCAGAGGUGAUCACAACCAGAAGUAUGUACACAAAGGUCAGAGUAUGUACAGAAGAUACGAGGCUGCCACCGCGUCGUCUUCAGAGUGAAAUCAGCACAAUGCUCCAACCCAGCAUUCCUCAAAAUACACAUUAGUUGUUGUUUUUUUUUUUCCCUCUUUGUUUUGGUCAGUCCUUAAACUCCAUACAAUACUGACAGAAUAAUGCAGCAUGAUGGUAAAUAAAAAUAACAGCUCUUAUAACUUUUUCUAUGGCGUUAAAGGCUAAAAGAUAAAAAA
Fundulus heteroclitus (mummichog) is the source of this 7465-nucleotide messenger RNA. RefSeq names its product multiple EGF-like-domains 6b (gene megf6b). Lineage: Eukaryota; Metazoa; Chordata; Actinopteri; Cyprinodontiformes; Fundulidae. Gene Ontology annotation, molecular function: calcium ion binding; protein binding. The transcript is spliced from 39 exons. Bases 654 to 5450 code for a protein of 1598 amino acids. The record is from RefSeq and is a predicted model, not a curated record.